GGUGGCGUCUCUGAGUUCUUGAACGCCAGCUAAAGUUAUUGUUUUAGUGUGAAUGCAGACUGUACUGUAAACGUAUACGGGGCCUUAAAACCCAGUGCAGAGUUAUUGAUGGCGGCGAACGGCUGUGUGACUGCAGUCCAGCUCGGCUCCCUCAGCCAGGCGGAUAAAUCACAGCUUCACCUUUUACCCUGCGAGGUUGAACAUGACGGGCCAGCUGAUGUGGCCAUGUUUUUCAGCCCAACCGUGAAAGAACACAAAUGCGAAAAGACUGUGUCGUUCAGAGGUCGUGGGCUGAAGGGUCAGGAGGUGAACUGUCCACAGGGCUACACUGGACUAGUGCUGAAAGAGGCUCAGAGACCAUCUUCAGAUCAAGAGGACAGAAUAGUUAUGGUUUCUUCAGUUUUCCAUAACUUUACAUAUUGGAACUUGGAGACCCCUCCCACGUCCGAUGACUGUGUUGUGAUGGCAAUGGCGUGGCCUAAACUGGCUGAGAUGAUACAUGCACCAGUGGAUGGCUGAAAGUCAAUUACAUCAGUGAGGGACUUGCCCAGUAUGCAGUUACAUUUCCACAAAUGUGUUUCUGUACUAUCAGAACUACAGGCUAAAAGAGAGCUCUGUGCUGCUUGGUUGUACAGCUAUUUUUUUUUUUAAUCAAAUUGUCAUUUCUUUCAAAUGUGUAUGGAGUUGAAUUAAAUUAGAGACAUUACUGACUUUGUAAAGUUGUUUUUCAAAUAUUUUUGGUUCAUAAUUACAGGUAACCUACUACAUAUUUAGAAGCUGACCAGUACACAUUUCAGGAAGGAAAAAAGACCUAGUAGUAAUCCCUCAUUACCAAACAACUUUGUAAUUCACUUAAGGAUUUAAGAAAAACUCUUUGUUUUGUUUGAGCACAUUGAAACUAAAAGAUGAGCUGAGUGUGGUUGUUUGAUAACGUUUAGUUAAAGCAAGAAGGAACCCAGCUUUAAUUAUGUUAGUGUUGGCCUUGUGGUCUCACUAUGCAUUCACAUUCAUAAAUAGGCUCAUUGAACACCUUUCCAAUGUCUGUAUGUACUUAUGCAUUUCCCCAAUGAUGUUAAAGUUAUAUAAAGUUUAUCACCACCAGACACAUGGCUGAUAUAAGACCCUUCCAUGUGGCUAUUAUUAUAACUUUGUGUUUCUGCUUGAAAAUGUCUUCAAGCUAACUAGUGAGCCACAGCAACCAUAGCCUACCACAGUAAUUCCUUCACCACAUUGGUAGGUUCAUACAUGUAGGACUGAACAUUCUUGAUUCUCUGUGCUUGCACCAUUGUAUGUAGUUCUGAUUGAUAUAACAGACUGAUGGUAUUGGAUAGACAAAUGUCGAAGUGUGCUCAUUAGAAUAAGGAUCUGUGUCUGGCAAAUCAGCAAAUUCAGGUUGUUGAGCAGUGUUUCUUCAUCUUUUCAUUCAAACUUUGCAGGAUGUCUAAUAUACCACUCAGGUUUUGAAUGUUAUAUUUCACAUUAAAUUCCCUGGUACUUUGUUACUGGAACUUUAUAUGUACUAAUCAAGUAAAAUAACUUGUGAAACUCUUCUUUAAACCCUUUAUUAAAAGUGAAUUCCAGAUUUUUCAAAA
Molecule: messenger RNA, 1592 nt
Organism: Pygocentrus nattereri (red-bellied piranha)
Lineage: Eukaryota; Metazoa; Chordata; Actinopteri; Characiformes; Serrasalmidae
Gene: rnaseh2c
Product: ribonuclease H2, subunit C
Exons: 5
Coding region: 109-519 (136 amino acids)
Biological process (GO): RNA catabolic process
Cellular component (GO): ribonuclease H2 complex
Source: RefSeq, a predicted model, not a curated record